CGCAGUAAAGGGCCGUGUCUUGGCGAGAUCUCUCUUUGCUUUGCUUUGGUCCACCUGCAUCGUAGUUUAUCGUUUCGUUUUUGUUUGAUAUCGACGCAUUGGAAUCCUAUUCGCUAACGUUGGGAUCGGUCGUCAUGAUGCGCAGCGGCGCCAAGGAAGCAAGGCAUGCGCGACCCCAGGGUUAUCAUGUCUUGACGCUCUUCCUGGCCAUCCUUUUGCCUUCUCUCGUUCGUGCUGGUGGCGGAGGAGGAGGACCUCCCCCGACCAAAACAACCAUCAAAUGUUAUGGAUAUUACGAUUUCCGUACUGUUAAUUGUCCAGCUCCCUAUUGUGGAGGUUACUCGGUAGCACGGCCCCGCAUGACGCUGAAUGAUGGUCAGCCAUGGGAAUGUACAAAUUCUUUGGGAAAAUAUUAUUGGGCAACGGAAGAUGUUGGAUGCCGGAGAUGUAAUUGCGCUACUGCUACUACUACAGGAGUUCCUUGCGCUGGUUCGGUUUGCAAUGGGGGAAGACGUACUGAUGCUGUAGGAGGCUUUGAUGCUGCAUGCUCCAUAACGACGCAACGCCCAAUUGUCACCUGCACGCCAGUGGUAUCGCUUACGAAUGGAAAUAAUUUUGAGGAAUCCAACCCGGAUCUCUUUGGAUUCAAGACUGCGACCGUGUAUGGGUGUUCAGGAACAGUCAACAGUAACGCGUGCAAUACUGCGGGAACAUGUACCUGCAAGUUCCCUUGGACUUAUGGACCUGCUUGGCGAUGUGCUGCUUAUAUCGCACCAGGCAUCAGUUUGCUGGCUCCUUUCUCUGCCCAGCUACCUGUUGGCUCUCUGUCUGUGGCGUGGAUUGAUCCAUGGCGUCCGCAACUGUCUUUAAGUUGGUACGAAUAUGUUUUUGGCGGAUACAGCAAUAUUAUAUUCGAUGGUGGAUCACCACCCGCGUCUACCACCCAAUGGCCGGUUCUCUCGCGUACAUUUAAGUUUGUCAAAAUAUCAACCGGACAAGAGUACAUAUUCACAAACAGCCCGCCUUCAAAUGUACAAUGCCCGACACGCGUUGCUCGUGCCUUUUGGUGGACCUGCAACUUUGCCAACUGGGAACCCGUCGGUUUAUGGGCUCAGAUUAACGCUGCGACGCCGCAACCAAGCGUAAUAUCAAUGGCAUUGUAUGUUGGAAUGACCUCUUCGGUUGGGAAAUCCACCUGGCAAUCAGUAGGAACAUUUGAUUUUGUGCCCCCAGAUCCUUAUCAAUGGUUAUUGACGCAUGACAAACCAUCUGUUAAUUACGGAUCGCCUUUGUUCAUAGAUGAUCGGCUUUCUUUGGGAACUGCCGCCACAGCGUUAAACCUGUUGUCUGUAUCAACAACCAAGACCUGGACAGUUCCCCAAGAUCGGAAUACCGCCAAACUGUCAUACUCCCUUUCCUGUGUUCCGCAGCCUGUCAACCGUCCUGCACCUUCUGAUCCGGAGUUCGCUGGAAGUGACGCAGCUCCUAUGAUCUUGGAAGUUGAUAUGCUGGGAUUCAUCAAUCCACUUCGUACAAACUUUUCUUUGCUUCCGAAUGUGUCGGAGGCGUCGUGUGUUGUCAGCGGGAUAGCACUCAACCUCAAGGGAUUGAGUCCUGAUAAUGUGUUUGGAGGAUCAACCCCAAGCAACGAUCUGUACAUCGCGUUGCUCAAGGUUGGACCAGUAGUAAUUGACGCACUGCGGGAUGCACAAGGCGACCUUCCUUUAGAUAGUUUCGGGAUUAAUAAUACAAACCGAUUCUAUUGGACAAAAUCGGACUCCCUUUAUGCAUCAUGGCAUUUGGCAUUUCAAGGAAAUAGUAAAGUAAUGAAGUUCAUGCAAGAUAAAACCUCAAAGUUUCGGGGUAUUGGAAAUGAUGCUACCGGUAUAGUUCAACAUACCGUUAAAGAGGCUCUGUAUAUUGAUGCUACUUCGCAACAACCUCUCCUGGAUUACAUAAUUCUACCGCCAAAUGCCGGCACAUUGCCGCUGACUACUUUGAGGGGCUGUAAUAGCUCCUUGGGCACUCUCUUCCCAGGCUUAAAUGGAGCACCGGCUUGCACUAUUUCAACAAAGAUCCUGCCGGGAAAUACCGAGGAAUUCACCUUUAGCGACAGUAAUGUGUUGACAGCACUUUCCGAGUGCCGGGAUGUUGGCACAUUAUAUCAAUGCGUCGAUUGCUUUCACUGCGUUUUCCGGUCAACUGUCACUGCGUUUGAUGCUGCUGCUAAUUCCGUUUGGCAAGAAUCUUACGGUGUGUAUUACGACGGGACGGACCCCAACAUUGCGUCAAUGAUAUUCCCGUCCAAGAAAGCGUACUUGGGCAUGUACUGGUACGGUGACCUUAAGGACAUGAAGAUUGACACCAGAAUAUACGAGCCGGAGUCAGCCUUGUCAAGCAUCGCACUGAACAUUGGUGUAGCGGAUUUCGUGGCUCGAGACAGUCAGAUUGCAAAUUUUUACGGCACAUAUCCAAUCCUUCAGCGUUUGAACAAGACAGAUGGAUCGCUGCUUGCCAUAGCGGAUGGAUGGUCCGGGUUUUCCUUGCAUGAACAGAUAUAUAAUGUAGAAAUUGCGGUCCGCAACAUUCCCGGUUUUUCCACCUCCAAGUCCGCACGGGUCAUUCCGGACGCAACCCCGCCAAGAGUUGGUUCUGUCAAGGCGCAGCAACUCAUAUAUAAUCCCGAAAGUGCUGAUCCACUGAAGAUAUCGGCAGUGGGAUUUGUUGACACUGAGAGUGGUGUGAGAGAUUAUUAUGUGGCCUAUAAGGUUGACACCAAUCUUCACUGCGCAAAGAAGAACUUUGUCUGGCCGCCGGAAUCUGGGAGUGGUUGGCAGCUUGUUCCUGAUGCAGCGGUUGACAGAUAUGACGAUAUGGGUGCGAAACCCAGUCAGACCUUUAACAUCACGUUGGGCCAAAAUCAAACGCAAUCAGGAAUGCUGUAUGUAGCAGUUGCUGCAGUCAAUCAUGCGAUUUCACCGUACGGAGCAGUUCAGAAGAGUGCAACAGUGACGUGCGGCUGGCCUAUUGUGUUGGAUAAUGGAGUGCCCACUGUGUACGUGAAAAGUCUUAUCGUUGACAAUGACAUGACCUUCAGUACCGAGGAAAAUAGAUGGAUGGUCAACCGUGUAGUCAAUCUUACCUGGGCCGCUUUACAUAUUCCUGGCGUUUCAUAUUACAAUGUCAGCUUGGCGGUUGACUCGGUCCAUAUUGCUGACUAUUCAGGAAUACGAUACGACUCGGAUACCAUCCUUUUCCAAUCCCCGGCGGCUAUACCUGUGGACUCUAAUUUCACGGUGGCGAUCACAGCUGUCAACUACGCUGGGAUGGUUGUCGGUCCAAAGAUUGUGUCGAUCAUUGUUACAACUCCUGAACCUGAUCUCAGUACUUGUGCCUCGGCGGUUAUUGUAUCGCCUAAUGACCCGUCGCCCGGAGUUGGAACAAUAAAAGUCGACUGGACACGUUGUGUGUCCCCUACCGAAGACGUGGAUCACUGGAAUUAUUAUGUUUUACCCGUUGGUUCUGAGAUUAAUAGCACGCUAACCGGUACCACUGUAUCGGCAAAUAUUACUGAAAUUACGGUUCCGGUCCAGCACGGUCCUCAUUCGAUGGUUAAAGUAUGCAUUGCGGGUUAUCAGCUCGAUGGAAAUGUCACCAGCGCUUUUUGUAGUUCACCAGCAGUUGUGGACACUACGCCGCCGAUCCCGUCUGGAAGUGUGCGAGACUUGCAUCCGGUGUUCGGUGUGCCUGUUCAGACUUCAGUGAACGCAACAGCGCUACGUUUUGGAUGGGAUGCCUGGAUAGACGCCGAGACUAUUCUCUCCAAUUACACUCUCACCCUCGUAUGCAACAAUAACACGAUUGGAGAGCCCGUCACACUGCCUGCAAAUCAGCAGGAGUAUACGUUCAUGACGAACCAGACCGACACUUUCCUUAACUAUACAGGUGUCGUACUUCGGCCGGGGGAUUUUUGCUAUGGGAAAGUGUAUGCGACCAAUGUGGCAGGGCUAUCCAGUGAGCCUGUCAGGUCACCAGGAGUGAAAAUCGUCAACAUUGAGGUCACCGAGCAACCAGGUUUGAAAGUUCUAGAUGGAGUUUCGGUUAGCACGAACGCUGCUACACUCCACUUCUUUCCUGCGCUCCCGGAUGCAACUUUCCAUGUAAUGUGGAACGGCUUCAGAUCCUACGCAGAUUUGCACAAUCUUACCUACGAAGUGAGAAUCACUAAUCCGACAAAUCCAUCUUCAGUCAAUACAUACGCGUUUGAAAAAACAUUGGACGCCGUCCUUCCGUUACCGAGCAGUGCCGGCGCAUACUUGCUCAAUCUUAAUCUGGUAGACUCAGGGACGGUGAUAUCGACUGUUACCUCGAAUGAGGAAAUUGUGGUACUUUCGGAAGGGCCCGUCAGAACUCCUCCGCUCACCCCAACCAAUAACUAUUGCGAAAUCCAUUUGAAUGAGAAAGACGGCAACAGAAGCCUUGGCGACUCGUUGCUUAAGGCAUAUUGGCCCCCAUUUGAGGAUCCGUUCGGUAUUAUCCAGUAUCUGCAAGUCGCCUUUAGACAAAAGAACCACCCAACGUUUUUUUCUGAAUGGACGGAUGCUCGGGCGAAUGCAACCGACACUGAGUUUGUGGGAACGGUUAGUUGGCCGUACGGGGUACCCGAGGUAUUGUGGUCGCAAGACAUGGAAUGCGUUGUGGAAGCUGUCGAUUUACUCGGCAACCGCACGCAAUUUAUCAUGCCCGGUUGGCUAUCUGAAUAUCCGUGGUUUCAACCUACAGCCGUUGAUGUAUCGAGUUGGACGGUUAUCGGGAAGCCCAAGGGUGGGGACGACUAUAGUUUCUUUGAGGAUGUCUCGGUAACGCCAAAUAGCAGCUAUGCCAUCGGAUGGGCUGGGUUCCCUGCAUUUGCUGCUGGUGGAGAGACGCUGGCAACCCUUUCGUACAGUGUGGGCGACAAUGCAAGUGCCCAAGCACCCAACUACUUUGACAACAUAAUUCCGACGACGCAGGUUGAUAUCGCCAAUGCAAUGAUAAUACUCUACAGCACGAAGGUGCUGGAUAAUCCGAUCCCGUUUUACGUUUUCCAAAUUCCGAAUUUUGUUCUUCCGACAUAUCACACAGUAUACGCAUGCGUUACGGUCACUCAACUUGCAUCAGGGAAUUCCACUGUUGCUUGCACUGAUGGUAUUAUGUACAGUCCUACCCCGCCGGUGCAAGGAACAGUUUCACUGAAUAAUGCACACGGGUUUGUGACCUCUUCCACAUCGUUGACGAUAUCGUGGGGUGGAUUCUAUGUCAAUGGAUGGCCCAACACGGAUGAUAAAGGAAUUGCCUAUUUUGCUUGGGGCGUUGGAAGUUACCCCGGUUGGGAUGAUGUUGUGUCGACUCGUCAGGCGUCAAGCUUGCAACAAAUUGGAAUGGCACUUGGAUUGAAUCUCCUUAACGGCGAGACCUUGUACGCCACGGUUACUGCUUACAGCCACGCUGGUCUGGGUACCACAUCCAUAUCGCCGGCAGUCAUUGUUGACUAUACCGGUCCAGUUUCGGACGCAGGAAUUACCUCCAUAAGCGUUGUCCGUAACACAGAUGGAUCCUAUAAUGUGCGAGCUAUGUGGGAUACUUUUGACGACUUGGAAAGUUCAGUCGUAUCUGUAGGAUGGAUAAUCGAAACGGAAUAUGGGCUGCAGGAUGUAGUGCCGUUGACUCCCACCGAUACACCCAUAUUCGCGACCGGCAAAUCGCUUACAUUGUCGUCUGGCGUUGAGUACAUUGCUCGGGUAGUUGCCACAAAUGGAGCGGGUUUGACCCAAGAAGUGACACGCUCCUUUGAAGUCGACAACAUUGUUCGAAUCGUGUAUGUAGCCAGCGACGGGCCGGAAGGCGCAUGGAGUCCUUACACUGGAUUAGCAUCAAAGUAUUCCUUUUCUUGGGAAGUUACUGGUCAUCCAUCGUACUUCCUUGUUGCCGUAGGGACCAGGGCAAAGCAGCACGAUGUUGAAGGAUGGGUACGACUCAGUGGCUCCGCAAGGCAAUUCGACCUGGAUUUGAGUGAUACAAGCUUCACAGAUGGAGAGACGCUCUAUGGUACAGUUUACGCUUUCGAUGCGAAUGGAGUGUUGGCGGAUCAAGCGACAACGUCCGGCAAGAUCAUAGACUCCAGUCCACCUGCCAUUGGAAAGGUGGUGCAUGGUGCAAUCCCUUACAUACAUCAGCCUUUUGUGGACUCUGUCGAUCAUAUCACAGCAUCUUGGUCCGGGUUCACGGAUGCGGAUAGUGGAAUCGCUCUUUACGAAGUUUGCGUGGAUUCAUCUCCAGUUGCAAAUGGAACUCUACCGUGCAGCAACCUUGAUUGGAAGCCCGUGAAUGACAGAAUUUCCCAGAUGCAUUUGGUUAUGGAACAUCUCAUGACGAUAGGUUCCACAUACUAUGUCAAGGUGAAAGCGACCAAUGGCGCCGGAUUGUUCACAGUUGGGGUGUCACCUCCUAUUCUGAUAGAUGCUGGUGUACCAUCAGGAGGCAGUGUUACCGUUGGCUUUCCGUCGCAGGAUAGUAAUUUUACGUUGAUGACAUCGCAUUCUGAUCAGCUUUAUUAUCUGGACAGAACAGUUAUUCAGAUUACUUGGGACUUCUCCACGGCCCCAAUAUCAGGAAUUGCAAACUAUGAUGUCGGACUUUAUGAAAAGUAUACCAGCAUGCGCAUGACACCUCCGACGACAGUUCCAGGUGGAAUAAAUUCCUGGACCUUUACUGCCGCAACAGGGGAUUUCACUCUGGAAGAGGGUCGUGAAUAUGUGGCAGUGGUGCUAGCAACCAGUGGCUCUCGUGUUGUGGGCGAAGUCAAGUCAAGGUCUUUCAUGGUUGAUUCAACAGCGCCCCCGGCAGGAGCCGUUGAUGUUACUUUCUUGGGCGCUGUGCCUAGGGCUAGCUCUACCAGUGCAGCUACGUUCGGCGUCAGCAGUUCUGGAGUCGCCUCAAGCAUCUCUUCCGGUAUUAGCAAUUCCGGAGUCGCAUCUAGCAUCUCUUCCGGCAUUAGCAGUUCCGGAGUCGCAUCAAGCAUCUCUUCUGGCAUUAGCAAUUCCGGAUUUGCAUCAAGCAUCUCUUCCGGCGUCAGCAGUUCCGGAGCUGCAUCAAGCAUCUCUUCCGGCGUCGGCAAUUCCGAAGCCAGCUCAAGUAUCUCGUCCGAUAACAUCAGUGUAACUGAAUCUGACUCGAAUGGUACCCCCUCCCCUACAAUUCCGACGAGCUCCCAAUCAGGUAGCGACUCGGCGGCGAUGACCGAUUAUCAAUCCAGCUCUACCAUUUCGCCUUUGAGCACCCCAAGCAUACUACCUGAUCUUACCAAUUUCCGCGUAAAUUUCCAAGGAUUCUCAGAUGCCGCAUCUGGGGUUGUCCUGUACAGAGUGGAUGUCGGACUUCAUCCUUACGGCGCGCAAGUCGCAACCGUGGAAGUGAACGACACUUGUGAGACUUGUUCUGCAAUUUUCUCCGCAGAAUUACGCAACAGGGCAAUGUAUUUUGCAACAGUUUACGCACGGGACGCUGCCGGGUUGUGGUCUCGUCCAGCUACGAACGGCCGUGUGUAUAGCGCAAAUGGUGAUGUUUUGGUACAAACCACGACCAAUCCACCCUUUCAAUGGACCAUUGACGCCGCGUUGCCGACCGUGCUCGACUUUGUUGCCCAAAAUGGUUCUGCAAUCACGCUCACAGGCCGAGGUCUGAAUAACUUUAUAAUUUCAGGAGAUGGCGCUAUACAGCCGAAUUUCACUUGCCUUUAUACCCUUGACGCGGCGACAGAUUCGACAUCUAUAUCAACGUCACUCUCUCUGAGCGACCGCGCCGAAGCUCAAAUAUUGUGUCAAGUACCAGAUCUUGGGUUGGGAAAUGUCACUACCUGGGUGAACUUGACAGUGGUUCCUACGGACGCGGUGUACGGCACGUCUUCAAUGAUCUGGCUGCAGCAUAUGCGGCGGCCCGUUGAAAGCACAUCCUGGAGAACAAAUAGUACACCUACGAUCGGUUUGGCUUCCAGCGAUCCCGCUUACCGUCUCACACCAUGGACCUGGGCGAUAACAUGGCCGAAUGAUUUCACGGAUGCCGCCUAUUAUCAGAUUGAAAGCUUCAACAACGUGUUUGCUGUUACAUCUGGUCGCUCAACCUCUGCCCUUUUUACGAUUGAUGCCUUGAGUACAUUAGCUGUGUUUGCACAAGCAGGUCCCUUCCAGUGGACAGUAUGUGCGUUCUUCUACGGUGACCGGACUGAAAGUGUGACUCGACGUGACUGUAUUCAAUCAACCCCAGUUCAUGUGGAUCUCACCAUGCUCCAAAUCAACCCACUUGUGAACGCCGGAUACGAUAGUGCUAUUCCCACUGCGGUUCGAAUAGUAGGCUAUGGAUCCGACGUUGGGUUUGAGUAUGAGACGGUUCAAUUUCAAGAUAAUACCACCCGUAUCACCGCAAACUGGACAGACUCCUUCAUCUUCCCUCCAACAAGUGCAAAGCAAGUGGCGCGGUUUGAUAUCUUUGCAGGCUACAAACCUUACGAAACAGCAAGUCAGAUGUUCAUUGUAGGCUCCGCACCUACGCUGACAAACGUCUCGUUUGAUGCGGCACUCGUACCAGGUGUGCCAUAUUAUGUAACGGUUGUAGCAUGGGAUAACACUGGGCUUCCGAGUAUACAUACUUCCGCGCCAUUGACUUGCGACAUAACGCCCCCAACUGUUGGUACGAUCUAUGAUGGGAGUUUGACAUCUGUUUCUACCACGGCAUAUCAAGCGAUUACCACAGAAUUGCAAGCUUAUUGGCGUGGAUUCGUUGACUCUGAGACCGUACUAAAACAAUACGAGUACCAAAUUUGUUUGGACAAUAGUACUUGCGUCGGAGCUCCACGAUCGGCGGGGAUGCACACCAGAGCGAAGGUGACAGAUCUUCAGCUAGAGCAUGGGCAGCAUUACCAUUUCCGCUUGAAGGCGCAGAAUGCCGCUGGUCAUUGGACGAGCACCGUCUUCUCACGGGGAGUGACGAUCGACACGACUCCACCCGUAGUUCAAAGUGUUCGAUUUGGAAAUGGUGGACCCGUAGCAAUUGCAAACGAUCCAACCUUCGCCCUGAAUUGGCAUUUUACGGACCCCGAAUCACCUAUCGUUGAAUAUGAAGUACAAAUCGGAACAACGAACGGAGGACCUCAAAUCCUUCCUUUGACGUCCCUCUCCACCCAAACUUCGCUUCCACUCUCUGGGCUACACCUUGAGCAUGGAACGUACUUGUAUGCAUCUGUGAUAGCGAAGAAUGCUGCUGGGUUGACCACAGUCGCACAUAGCUCCCCUGUUAUGAUUGACUUGACUCCGCCAAAAGUUGUGGGAACGAUAGUGGCUUUCAAUGACAUGAACUUCGUGCAAGGAGUUGGAAGCGUGGAAGUUGUGGCCACUUGGGAUAACGUUUUUGUGGAUGGGCAUUCUGCAAUUGUUGAAUAUCAGUAUGCGGUUGGGAAAGUCGGACAACCCACAUAUUUCAUGAAUUUCACCAGCGUCAACACAAAUGUGUCGAUUCCAUCUGGCACGCUGAUCACGGUGGGCGAUGGUGACCGAGUGACUGUUUCCGUCAAAGCUGUUAAUCAAGCUGGUUUAUCCAUCAUGGCGACAUCCGCGGCGGUUGGGUUCACGAACAGCCCACCAUCCUCGUUCACCAUCCAACUGUUGGACCCUAGUUUGCGAACGCUGACUACAUACUACGACGGAGUCUAUUACAUUCGUUCGGCGGCAGAUCUCUACAUAAGACUUGUAGGACUAAGUGAUCUUACAAGUGGAAUCGCAUAUCUGGAGAUGCAAUUGAACAAACUUGGAGAUACGACGCCCGUGUUUGAUUGGACACGGUUCAACGCUAGUAACGAAGUGAAAUUGAAUGCACCUGUGGUGGAAAUUGGUGUACCACUCAGCGUUUCGGUGAGGGCUACUAAUCGAGUGGGAUUGACAGCCAACGCACAAAGCGAUUUGUUUAUCGUAACGCCUGGACCUCCAGACCCUGCAACGGUGCAGUUGUCGUGGAACCUGGACACAACCCCGUAUAGCAUUGCAACACUUAUUACCGGUCCGCAAAUUUCCAACGCAACUGGACCGCUUACCUAUACGCUAGGAGUUUUCUCCAGUCGGACUAUUUCGGCAUUUAAUGUCUACCCACGGUCAACGAUAACAGUUCCCGGCAACGGAAGCAGCCUCUCGAUUGACAUCCCACUCCCUGCUGGCAUAUCAGCUUACCGAACUAAUUUUACAGCUGUUCUUGAGGCAACAAACCUGGUUGGAGAUAGCAGGACGGUUGUAACACUUUUGGAAGGACUUGCCGGGCCAAUUUGAACUGGGAAGAGUAUGAUAGAUUUUGUAUAUAUACGUGGGGAACAGACCGGCAACUACAGACGGUCCGCGUGGAGGGCAGACGCGACGGAAGGUUCCUCUGUGCGAAAGCUCGGUUGCACCUGUAUUGUAAACUUAAAAAUGCCUCCACAAUAAAUAUGUUUAUAUCAGAA
Molecule: messenger RNA, 10519 nt
Organism: Spizellomyces punctatus DAOM BR117
Lineage: Eukaryota; Fungi; Chytridiomycota; Chytridiomycetes; Spizellomycetales; Spizellomycetaceae
Exons: 24
Coding region: 135-10349 (3404 amino acids)
Molecular function (GO): protein binding
Source: RefSeq, a predicted model, not a curated record